AUGACAUUACUUGCCCUUCUUCUGGACUUCCAUGCGGCUAAGAGCGUCGUACUUAUUCUUCUGCGCAAGUUCGAGCGGCGAAUCAACAGGAAGUUUGAGUUCACGGUAACCGUUCAUAAUGAAGACUUCCAGACGGCCUUCGCUUUCCUCGUCAUCAAAUUCCAGAAGGCGACUAUCAUGUCGCCGGGCCACUCAGACAAAAUAUCUCACCCAGGAGGGAGGCCCAACUGA
This is a messenger RNA of Penicillium soppii, 231 nucleotides long. RefSeq lists its product as uncharacterized. Lineage: Eukaryota; Fungi; Ascomycota; Eurotiomycetes; Eurotiales; Aspergillaceae. Bases 1 to 231 code for a protein of 76 amino acids. The record is from RefSeq and is a predicted model, not a curated record. The transcript is spliced from 2 exons.